AUGGCUCCAGAAGGACUGGACGUCUCCAACAAGAAGCUCCAUCCAUUAUUCGUCCCAGGAAACAACACCCAUGCCCCAAAAUCCGAUCCGGCCGCGAACGACCAUCCUCAGGGCCCUGACGGGUUAAACCCGAGAACUGAGGAGACGCAAUCAUCACGGAAGAAUGCGCGCACGUCGCAGCCCCCGUCAAGCGAUGUUGAACCUUUCUCGUCCGACAUUGGCGAGGAUGAGCACGGCCGUAAAAGACAAAAGACAGCUGGUGGCAACCCUCCGAGCUCUGGGAAGAAGAGAGGACGGCCCAGGAAGAAGCAGCCCGGUCCAGCGAUAGCGAUAGCCAACAACUUCUCCCAGGUCAAUGGUGUGCCAUUGCCGCACCUUGUCAACGAACUUCCACAAACGCCUCUUACUACACCGUCGCCGACCCAUCCGAUUGUUCUGCCCCUGUCCCAGGCUUCUAGUUCAGUAUCAAAUGCCAACGGACAUACCCAUACAGCAGACACCUUGGCUCCGAUUACUGGAAAGACCGACCCGCCAAAGCCCACGAAGGUUCUCAAGUUCAAUCCCAAGACCGGUACUAUUGGGUCACCGCCGAAACCGAAACCAAGCCACGCAGAUACGGUCAAAGGCGCAAAGUCUAGCAAAUCGCCUGCUAAGCAAUCUCGCAUUGUAACCGUUAAGUAUGGGCACGAUGCGGACUCGCGCGAGCGGAUCGGUCCGAAGAUCCAGCGGAUCCUCGCCACGCCUCCCCAUACCAAGACAAACCCGACGAAAACCACCCCUCCAAAAUCUCGUACCAUGACCCCCAAAGCGAACCAAGACAAAUCAAAGACGAACACCACGCAUCCCCUGUUUCUCGCAAAGCCCAAAAAUGCCGUCAAGUCAGCAGAGACCCCUCCCGCUGCUCCGAAGCAACCCAGGGCUACCAUUUUCUCUUCGACCCCAUGCUCCCCCAAGAAGCAGCGAUCGACUCCAGCGGCUGGCAAGGCUCAGUUUCCUCAAUUUGGCGUUCGGUCCAUGGGACUCAAGGUCCCAGGUGCAUGUCACCCAGCAUGGCCACCCCAGGGAACUGCCCACGUUAGGGGUUUGUCCCCUGACGAAGAACGCCUGCCAGCAAGGCAUCAAGCCGGGUUUUCGUCAAGAAAGUCCAAGGGACAAACAAUAAACAUAUUCCCGGGAGAGUCUGUCAUAGAUCAGCUCUCAGCGACAUUAGACACCCUCAGCAUUACAAAGACAAUCCAGGAAGCCACUGACGACUAUAUAUCACCUCCGCCCUCGGAGCUUCGUCUCCCGGAAAAGCACUUUGAAAGUGGGCGCAAACUCCGACAGAGAGUCAGGCCUGAGUUGCGUUCUCCCCUGCCACUCAUCUCGAGCCAAGAUAGCGAUGAUGAACUACUCACUGCGUCUACCCGCAAACCUCAUCCCGCCGUCGCCCGCCUUUACAACUCCCUUGAAACCAAUCUCUCAGCUUAUGACAGGUCUGAAUGUGAGGAACUUUCCUGGGCCCAUAAAUAUGCGCCGAGCUGCGCAGAAGAGGUCCUCCAGAGCGGCCAGGAAGGUGUCUUGUUGAAAGAGUGGCUGCAGACCCUCAAGGUUCAGUCUGUUGAUACUGGGGCACCCAAUGCAGAUCAGAAGCCUGGUUCCAAGCCUGCUUCUGCGACGAAGAAAAAGAGAAAGCGCAACAAGUUGGAUGACUUUGUUGUCUCCAGUGGUGAUGAAGUCGAGUUUUUGCCCGACGUUUCCGACGAUGAGGAUGAUUGGCUCCCAACACCGCUUCACGGCAGCGCGAAGAAGACCGUGGUUCGUAAGGACAUUGGCAAGGAUGCAAGCCGGCUCACCAAUGCAGUAGUUCUCAGUGGACCCCACGGCUGUGGAAAGACGGCUGCGGUGUAUGCUGUUGCAAAGGAGCUUGGCUUCGAGAUUUUCGAAAUCAAUGCAAGUAGCCGCCGCAAUGGCAAGGAUGUCAUGGAGAAGGUUGGAGACAUGACCCAGAAUCACCUUGUCCAACAGCACCGCCAGAACGACGGCAGAGACAACGCCGACGACGAGACGGCAAACGACAUCAAAUCCGGCAAGCAGGGCACCAUGGCAUCAUUCUUCAAGCCCAAGACGGCGGCCAAACCCAAAGUCACAGUCCAGCCUGAAGCCAUUGAGCAGCCGACGUUGGCAGCCAAAUCCGCAAAGGCAAAGGCGCAAACUCAGAAACAGUCUUUGAUUCUCCUUGAAGAAGUCGACGUGCUUUACGAUGAAGACAAGCAGUUUUGGGCGACCAUUGUAAGCUUAAUUGCCCAAUCCAAGAGGCCGUUUGUUAUGACUUGCAACGACGAGACCCUGGUGCCGUUCCACAAUUUUGUCUUCUACGGAAUCCUCCGAUUUAGACCACCACCGGAAGUUUUGGCAGUCGAUGCUAUGCUCCUCAUUGCUGCCAAUGAAGGUCAUGCUCUUCGUAGGGCGGCUGUAAGCGCGCUGUAUGAAUCCAAGGGUUACGACCUCCGAGCAUCUUUGAUGGAACUCAACUACUGGUGUCAGCUUGGAGUCGGUGACCGCCGCGGCGGCUUUGACUGGUUCUACCCGAGAUGGCCAAAGGGCUGCGACACAGACGAGAACGGUGAUGUUGUGCGUGUAGUCAGCCAAGGCACGUAUUUGGAGGGUAUGGGAUGGGUCAGCCGUGAUCCAGCAAUCGUCUCAAGCCCCCACGCUGCCGAGGAAGAGUUGAUGAACCAAUGCUGGCAGAGUCUAGGGGUGGAUUUGGGCAACUGGCACGAGUCCCUUGACAUGGUAUCAUGGGCAGACAAUGUGACCACAUCCUCGGCCGGGGACAGAGCCGCUGCGCUGGAUGUGUUUUUCGAGUUUUCCGAUCUCAUGAGCGCAGCCGAUCUCUGCUCCGGCGGUGACUUUGGCCUUCGAUUCCAGGAACCGCUUGAUCCUACGCAACCAGACAUCCCCGUCAAAGCACGCGAUGACUUCACCCUUGGGCGCCGUUUACUAGAGGCUCCGCCCCUCACGACUUACACCUGCACGGCCAGAGCCAUCGCUACCAGUCUGAAGUGCGGAGCUCGACAGGUUCUUCAGACCGCGCCUGUCAAGAAUGAUACUUCAGUCAGUAUGGAUUUCUUCCAAGAAGACAGUGCUAUCCGCCGAAUGAGACACUCAUUUGUCAAUCCUACCCGGGACGCGGUCAUCAACCGCUAUGACAUGGCAUACGCUUUUGACCCGAUCGCGGUUUCUGACAAGGCUUCUGCUACGAUAUCCACCAGCCUCGAACCAUCAGUAUUUGAUCGUACUAUGCGGUUGAUUACUCUCGAAGUGGCGCCCUAUGUCCGAGGGAUUAUUGGUUACGACCAUCGUCUGAUGCAGGACCGCAUGCAACGAAGUGGCCUACUGAGCGAAGGUGGUAGGCCAGGUAAGCGAAUGCGAAACACUCGUGCUGCAUACUCGGCUCUGGAAGGUGUCGCGCGCGUCAAUAUGCGUAAAGAAAACUAUUUUUCUGCGGAGCUGAGCGCGCCGUUAGUGAUGAGAACCGGCGGCGAAAGCUGGCAAGCGGCCGUGGACGAAGAAAUGAGCCUAAUGAACCCAGUGUCGAGUCCUGUGAACGCGAAUGAUGUGGGCGCCAACGAAGAUAGCGAAGCGAUAACAACGCCAGUCACGGUGGCGGAGUAG
This is a messenger RNA of Colletotrichum navitas, 3657 nucleotides long. Its product is annotated as ATPase. Gene Ontology annotation, cellular component: nucleus. The transcript has 2 exons. Gene Ontology annotation, molecular function: DNA binding; ATP hydrolysis activity; ATP binding. The record is from RefSeq and is a predicted model, not a curated record. The coding region runs from base 1 to 3657 and encodes 1218 amino acids. Lineage: Eukaryota; Fungi; Ascomycota; Sordariomycetes; Glomerellales; Glomerellaceae.